AUGCUUGAAGAGAUUUUUCCAGGAAUUGAGCUCACCCGCCUUCAGAAAUCUCGGAUUCAAGCAGCGUGGGCCAAUCUUCAGACAUCGGCAUCAUCCCAGGCACAGCCCUCUUCCGGGAGUUCCGGGCAGCUCCGCCUCGAGGGUCAGGAGCCGCAAACCUUCACGCAGAAGCAGCUCGAAGAGAGGGCAACCGAGCUCGAGAACGGCUACUGCAACCUGGGCUUGGUGCUCGGGGCCACCGAAACCGUUCAGCUCCGCCUCGAGGGUGACGAGCCGCAGGAGGCCUUUUUGGAAAACUUCAAUAUGAAAGGUGAAUCAGCCGUGGUGAUCUUGUUUGAUAUACAAUACUGGCCAGCGCGGACCGCAAAAGCCGCGGAGGUUAUCGGUGAGGCUUCAGUUUGCCCGCGGACUCCGAAAGCGGAUGUCGCUGGAACCGAGAAGGACGCGGAGCCGAAGGUUCCGCAUGGAGAGGUUGUCGCAGAAGUGUCGGGUGAAGUUCCGAUUGAAGAGGUCAAAGAGAGUGGCUUCCACUUGCACAUCUUCAAUGACACUCCGAUGUCCAUGCAGGUGCUUUCGGAAGCAAGCAAACACCUACAUCCUGCGUUUAUCCCUCCGGGUGGGACAGAGAAGUGGGUGCCUCCAUCAGGCAUAGAUCUUCUGGAGGCAUGGGCGCAUGCGAUCAACUCCGAAAAGCUUAACCUGGUGCUGUUCAAAACAAGUUACCUUCUGGAGCUUUCAUCAGGAAAGGUUUACACCACUCUCACGGGAGGCGUGGAAAAGCCGGCGACAGAUCUCCAGGGAAUUCUAGUUUCCUCAACGGUCAGCAGGAUCAAGCACAUUGUUGUCACUCUCAAGCGCCAUUGCGAGCGCUGGAUGUGGUCAGUUCCUGACGAAGUCAAGAUUGAACACAUGACAAUCCCGGGUGUGCUUGACACAAAGCAAAGCGCACAGCAUCAUAAUUUCGACUUCAGGCAUAUGCUGCACACGGGCAUUCGCGCGUUUGACAUCACGCUUAGUUCCCACUUGCGGAGGUUGUUCGUGGACUACAACUCAUGCUUUGGUGAUCUCGAGCCCGACACUAUCAUAGACCGGUGCAUGGAGUUCCUUGCAAAUAACAGCACGGAAUGCAUCAUCCUUCUCGUGAAUAGGUCGAGCCAGGCGGGUGAGACGUUCAACAAGGCUUUCGAUGAGUUUGUCAGAAAAACUGCCGGGAGGACGGGCCUACUCGCGCGACUGCCGCCGCAGGCAUCACAGGCACUAUCCUUGAAAUUGAGUGACGUCCGGGGUAAGGUUGUGCUUCUGCGAUCUUUCUAUCUUGAAAGUCCAUUGGAAGACCUGGGGGCAUACGUCACUGACGAGAUCCAGACUUUGGGAGACAGUGUUGGUGCUCGGUUUGGUGAUGGUGGCCCCUUGUUGAAGCGCAUUCCCCUUUCGCAGCAGCAGGCACAGAGAGAGGCGGCAGUGAACAUGCGCAUGACGGGGCGUGGCUUGAGUGGCAUCAUAUUCAUGCAGCUGCGUCCGGUUGGGGAGGAGCCGGACUUGUUGUGUGCAGUUGGCCUCCUUUUGUGCUUCAACAGCUACCUGAAUCCCGGCACUGCAAUGUGUGGGUGCCGUAUCGGAAACAGUGGACCCAUGAUCCCAUGUGCUUUUGCGACUCGCAGGCCGAAAGGACAGACGUGUCUGCGCGGAGCCGCAUGCGACAAAUGUCACAACUGUGUUCCUAGACACCUUGGAGCGAAGCGGCGUGAGGAGGAGCGACGGCAAGCAGCACGGGCUGUUUUUUUUCAAGGUCCGCCGCGACGGCUGGGGGACGUUACUGACCCCUUGGCACCGGGGGCCAUAACUGCUUUGGCUGGCAAGCGGCUGGCUUUUGUUCGCGCAUUUUUGCCAGCAAUUAUGCGCAGUGAUUUAUGGCCUUUAUGGCAGAUAUACCAGCAUGAACGUGGUGCCAUGCGAGACGAAAUUUGCAAGCAGCGGUCAUGUGUGAGCCGAACUUUUCGGAAUCAACGAAGAAAACGAAGUGUCGACAACUGCUUGAAAUGUGUCGUGGGAAAACAUGUGCAGGAGACAUCGAAGAUACUCUCAAGCCUUACUUUGCGACGGAACAUGGGGGAAAAUCCGAGGAACACAAGCUUACGGACCCAGAGAAGACCUUCGUGA
Molecule: messenger RNA, 2160 nt
Organism: Symbiodinium necroappetens
Lineage: Eukaryota; Dinophyceae; Suessiales; Symbiodiniaceae
Source: the annotation of a GenBank genome assembly